AUGAAAGCGCCUAUGACGAUUUGCCAUGACGGAAUAAUCCUCACUGCGUGUGUUCAACAUAUAAAAAAACAUCGUGUGCUGUGGGAGCCUAGGAUUCGAACUGCGCUAAACGCCGUGCAAUUUGGCCGAGUGAUGAUUGGUGAUGACGCAGCGUCGACAUCAGAGAAGAAGAAAAAAUGUGAACAUCGCACUAGGAAAAAAGAAGCCCCAGCAAACAAACAAAGAAAAUAA
Molecule: messenger RNA, 231 nt
Organism: Morchella importuna
Lineage: Eukaryota; Fungi; Ascomycota; Pezizomycetes; Pezizales; Morchellaceae
Exons: 2
Coding region: 1-231 (76 amino acids)
Source: RefSeq, a predicted model, not a curated record